AUGACUACUGCUCAUCGGCCAACGUUUACUCCGGCUCUGGGAGGCACGGGCAAGAAUGAGGGAGACCUUAGCAAGAUUUCGAAGCAGUACUCAAGUCGUGACAUGCCGUCACAUACUAAAUUGAAACAAAGACUUCCUGGCCAGGGCAACACCGAAGAUCUCAAAGGAAGGGAUUUUAGGCGAGACUUGGAGGACCGAGAAAAGUCUACCACGAAGGAGAGGCAUGGCGGGAGAGACUUUCAAACUCUUUCAGCGAUCGCCUCAUCAUCGGACUCAGCAGCAGCCGUGGCUGCGCCGUCCAGAAAACAGAAAUUAGGCCAGCUGUCUGUCUCGAAUCUCGAUGCCGAUGAUCCUGUUGACGAGGAUGCCGACAGUGAUGGCGAUGAAGACGAUACUGCAGAACUUCUGGCAGAGCUCGAACGAAUAAAAAAAGAGCGUGAAACCGAAAGAGAUAGACAGGAGGCGGACAGACGAGCGGAAGAGGAGCAGAUUCGACUGGACAAUAUUCUGCACGGCAAUCCGCUAUUGAAUCCGUCCAAGCAAGAUUUCACGGUUAAACGAAGGUGGGACGAUGACGUGGUAUUCAAAAACUGCGCAAAAGGAUUGGACGAUCGUCAACGGCGCGAACCGUCGUUCAUCAACGAUGCACUACGUUCAGAGUUUCACAGGAAGUUCAUGGAAAAGUAUAUCAAGUGA
Molecule: messenger RNA, 696 nt
Organism: Soboliphyme baturini
Lineage: Eukaryota; Metazoa; Nematoda; Enoplea; Dioctophymatida; Soboliphymatidae
Source: the annotation of a GenBank genome assembly